UAAAAGCCUCGUCGAGACAAAGAGCCUUGCCCGCUAGUUUUCACUUCCUUCAAUACAACACUUCACUCUCUUUCUCUAUGUUCUGUUACUCUCUGUUCUCCUCGUUUGCCCACCUUUUUCCUUUUUUUGUUUCUCUCUCCUAUUCUGCAUUUCUUGUUUUCAUUCGGAUUUUCUUUUCUUUUCCUUUACAAUUAUCUGUCCAAAUCUUUCUCUUCUUUGUACCCCUUUUUUUUCAAACCCCUCCAUUAUUAUCUCUUGUUUUCAACACCCCCCUCCUUUUCCUUCUUAUCUCACUUUCCUUUCCUCCAAAAAAAGCAUCUCUGCAAUUCCCUCAAAAAAAAAAAAAGGGUUUCAAGUGCCACCCAAAUGAAGAAGAUUGUGCUGAAGUUGGAUUUGCAUGAUGAUAAAGCCAAGCACAAGGCUCUAAAAACAGUCUCGACUCUUUCAGGAAUUGAUUCCAUUGCCAUGGAUAUGAAAGCACAGCAAUUGACAGUGAUUGGAACGGUUGAUCCUGUGAAUGUGGUGAGCAAAUUGCGCAAGAACUGGUCGACCACUAUAGUAUCGGUAGGGCCAGCAAAACCGCCGGAGAAGAAGGAGGAGCCGAAGAAGGAAGAACCCAAGAAAGAGGAGCCCAAGAAGGAGGAGGAGCCGAAGAAAGAAGAACCCAAGAAGGAAGAGGAGCCAAAGAAAGAAGAACCCAAGAAGGAAGAGGAACCCAAGAAGGAAGAGGAGCCAAAGAAAGAAGAAGAGAAACAACCACAGCCACCAGCACAGCAGCAGCCACAGCUGCUGCCACCACCGGACCCUGUCUUGGAGCUUGUGAAGGCUUACAGAGCAUACAAUCCUCAAAUGACCACUUAUUACUAUGUUCAAAGCAUGGAAGAGAAUCCAAAUGCUUGUGUUAUCUGCUAAUUAGGGUGCGGGGGAAAGGCAAGUGGUGAUGGAUUUGAAUGUGAUGAUUGAAGAACAGGAGGCAACAAACCAAAGAAAACAAACUUCCUUAGUGUAUAGAUAUGGUGAUGUUUUUCAUUAAUCCUUUUUGGUUUUAAUGUACUAGUUAAGGUGUUGUAGAAGAAAGUAGAGUGAAUAACAAAUGGGAAUUUGGAAAAAUCCAUCCACCAUUUUUCCAUGAAUCAUGAAUGGAUGUAAUUUUAUAUUAGUCUUGUAAUCUAAUGUAUUUGCUUA
Molecule: messenger RNA, 1185 nt
Organism: Gossypium arboreum
Lineage: Eukaryota; Viridiplantae; Streptophyta; Magnoliopsida; Malvales; Malvaceae
Product: heavy metal-associated isoprenylated plant protein 39-like
Exons: 3
Coding region: 367-912 (181 amino acids)
Molecular function (GO): metal ion binding
Source: RefSeq, a predicted model, not a curated record